CAGAAGAAGAAGCUGAGCUGAACGGAGAGAACCUGGGAGAGCGGUCACUGCCUCAUGAGGGAUAUCGACUACGCGGUGGUUAAUCACAGCAGCUAAUCCCUACCCACCCCCUUGGCGAGAAAAAACGAGUUCGUUCCGACAGAUUUGUUGAAGAGGGAGGGUGGUGAAUCCUCCGGAAAACUUAUUCUGUCCCGCGGGGAGCUGCUGCAGCCUGAUGGUGUGGACCCUAGGUGGAAAAAGAGACACGUACGCGUUAAACCGCUAGGGUAAUGGUGGGACUAAAAUGCUGUAUGCAACAAGUAAAAGGAGCUGAUACUAUUAUGCUAAAUCACCCACAAGGUAAAUAGACUGGUCAAUCUACUUUAUACACACUAUUUGCACAGAACAAUUAAGGAUAUAUCGAAAUGAAGAUAUUAUAAAGCAACUAAUUAAAUGAAUAAUUGCCAGUAGAGAGGUGAGGCGGAGGGGCAGGAAAGUAAAGGACUGAGAAAGGAAGAAUUAAGGAAAAAGAUAUAGAAACAAAAGAAAAGGAUAAGAGAGGUCUGGCAUGUUGUAUACAGAAAAGGGCUUAAGGAAGUUGAUAGUCCUCACAGAGGUCCUGUUUAAAACAACGUAGUAAAUAUAUCUCUUUUGAAGUAAAUAGUGGACCAAGUCCUUCAUUUAUGAGAGAAAAAGUGGAAAUGCCUAUAGUUAAAGCAGUGUUUAUUCUAAGAGUGAGCUCACUAAUCCAUUUUGAUAUACAGAAAGAGGAAUGACGUCAAAAAUGGUGCAGGAUAAUAAGAUGGCUACAAAAUCUGACAGGAAAGGUCAGAAACAAGAAAAAAGGCUUUCCUCCUUCUUUGUACACCAAGAAAAUCAAGAGGUCUUGGAGAAAUCUAUCCUAGAACCCUACCUCUCAGGCUUUCCAACUUCACCUUCAAUUUCACGAGUCAAAGACAUAGUAACUCCAUCUCUAUUAAAGACAUGUCUAGAGGAUGUCUCAAAUUAUAUUAAAAAUUAGCUAAGUGAAAAAUUCUUAGAUAUGAAAUCUGACCUUUCUAUUUUAAAUGUGAGAAUCCAAAAAAUGGAAGAAAUAGAGGAUGCAAGAGAUUUUCAGCUGCAAGAAAUGAAGGAGUCACAAAAUAAGAUGACAGUUAAAUUCAAAGAAAUGGAGGAUAAACUAUGUGAUCUAGAAGACAUCCAGAAGAUUGAAUUUAAGAUUCAGAAACAUUCUGGAAGAAAUAACAGAUUGACAACUACAGGAUUAUCUAAAAUAAUUUUUCAUGUGUUUGGGGAUUCCAAUAGAACAAUAUGAUGCAAAGAUGACCCGAUAUCACAGACUAUAUCAAAGAAAACAAGAUCAGAAAUACCCUUGAGAUGUAAUUGUAGCAUUUCAAUCAUUUGAAUUUAGAUUCCAGAUCCUCCAGACUGCAAAGAAGACGAAUAUAUCUGAUGACAAGUUUAAAGCAAGUAGAGUGUUAACAGAUGUAUCCUAUAUAACAAGACAAAGAAGAAGUCUAUUUGCGACCGUCUUCCCUUGUUUGAAGAAACACAAUUUGAAGUUUAAAUGGAACCAGCAAUCAUCACUACUAAUUUCAUACAAAGACACUUGGAAGAUAGCAGACCAAGUACGUGUUUAGCUAGUUGAUAUUAAUAUGUAACCACCAGUCUUCUUUGGAAUAAAAAGCAUAAGAGAGGAACAGCAAUGUAUUCGAGAGAAAGGAAAAGAAUUAUGGACCUUUUUAUUUUUUCUGAGACUAAAGAUGAUGUUUAAAUGGUAAAUUUAUGGAAUUGCACGGAUGAGAUAUUACUGUAUACUCUUUUUACUAUACGUUUAACUUCAAGGAAUAGGCAUGGGAAAAUUUUCCCAAGGUCGUAGGAUGUAUAAGCACGGUUAGAAGAAAUUUGAGAUUUCACCUGCGCCAUAUAAAUAAUGGUAGAAAAUGAAUUAGAAGAGCAUUAGGCACUACCAGAUACUUUGGGAUACUUGCUAUUAUUUGUAUAUAUAGCUAUUCACAUAGAUAAUAUAUGAUAAUAAAUAUUACCUUUUUUUAUGGGAGACUAAGAUAAAGAUGAAGAUUAAAUGAUACAUUUAUGGAAUUGCACAUAUGAGGUAUCACUUUAUACCCUUUCCACUAUACGUCUAACUGCAAGGAAUAGGAAUGGGAAAAAACUACCAAGGUCGUAGGAUGUAUAAGCACUGUUAGAAGAAACUUGAGAUUUCACCUGCACCAUAUUAAUAGUGGUAGAGAAUGAACUUGAAGCACUCUAGGCACUACCAGAUAUUCUGGGAUACCAGAUAUUCUGGGAUACUUACCCUUACUUGUAUAGCUAAACAAAUAGAUGAUAUAUGAUAAUGAAUAUAAUUUAUUUUUUUCUCCUCUCCCUCUCUUUUUCUCUUUGAGGGAUUUUUAAUAAAAUUUUUCUUCAUCGACUCUCCGAGAUGUUAACCCCUCCCUGUGGGUUCCCUUUGAGUGCCCAGUACUUGGAUCAUGAUAAAUUAUCAAAGCUUUUGAAUCAGUAUGAAUGUGUUAGUUUUAUUGUCAUGUUAUAUGGUGGUCAUUUGUGUUUUUGUUAUGGUCAAGGAGCCCAAAAAAGAAAGAGUCAGUCAUGGUUAGAUUCGUUUCUGUUAAUGCACAAGGUCUUAACUGCCAUGUUAAAAGAGGCUUCUUGUAUGAUACUUUAAUUAAAGAGAAAAUCCAACUGGGUUUCAUUCAAGAAACCCACUGGACAACUGAUUCUAAACAAUUGUGGCACUAUAAGAAAUAUCUAUUCAUUUAUUCUGCCUCUUUGCAGGGAAAAAAGAAAUGUGGGGUUUCGAUUAUAUUUUCUAAAGAUGUUUAUUUUGAAUGCCAAUAUAAGAACUUAGAUUCAGAAGGGAGGUUUAUUAUAUUAGUUGAAAAAAUUAAAUGGGAUAGAUUAUACAUUGGCCAAUGUUCAUUUACCGAAUAGAGAUCCGAUAAAAACCCUGGUAUAAAUUAUAAGAUCAAAGAAAAAUUCGAGAAAAGGCCAUCACGGUGGCAUGAGUUCCCCAUUAAUUAUACAAAUUUACCAGGCCAAUAUGAUGGUCCAUGCUAAUAAACUUCAACUAAUUGAAUCUAAAGAACAAGCAUGGUACAAAAUAGAAGCAUACAGACUGGGUUUAGAUAACUUAGAACCACUCCUAUGGAGAGAAGUUAGUAAGAACAUAAAACUCCUUAAUAUUACAGAACAUUCUUCUUUAAUUCUUUUCCAAACAUUAAAAGAGUGGAAAAAUAUAAAGAAAAAACUAAAUAUCAGUGACAAGAUCUAUGACAAUGUCACUAUAAAAUCUUUAGAACAAAUUAUGUCUGAAAUAGAUUUGAAAUAUUGGUAUAAGGACUUAAAUUUUCCUAUAAAGGACUUUUACUUAGAACAGCAGAUGAAAAGUUAUGAGGACUUAAAGAAUAUAUUUAAUCUACCAUCUAGGGAGAUAUUUAAUUUUUUACAUAUUAAGAGUUUCCUAAGAGAGUACAUGUUAUUGCUGGAAGGUGACUUAGGCAUCCUAUUUAGAACAUUUUUUAUGGGGGCUGUCUCAAAGAAUAUGUACUCGGUGGCAUUGGAACUAAUAAAACUGAAGGGAGGUCCAGAUAAGGCUCUACUGAAAUGGUAGAGUGAUUUAGCAAUAAACAUACAAUAUAAAAAUUGGUGUCAGUCAUUGGUAAUUGUUAAAAAAACAUAUUCAUUGCUUGAACAUUCUGGAGAUUUAUAUAAAAGUUAUUUAUAGAUGGUAUAUGGUGCCAACACGGUUAACUAAGAUAUCUCAGACAAACCCUCUGAAUUGUUGGCGGUAUUUUCAGCUAGAUGGCUCUAGCUCUAAGUGUUACAUAUCUGGUGGAGUUGCCCUAGAAUUAAGAUAUUUUGGAAUGUAGCAUGUGAUCUAAUAUAUAAAAUAGGAGGUAUAACACUUGAGAAAAAAGCGGAAACUGCCUUUCUGCAUCCAUUUGGAAGGGAAGACAUUGGGAAGGGGGAAAUUUUAAUAAUCCAUUGCCUUAUGGCAACUAAGACCCUAAUUGCUAGAUAUUGGAAAAAAACAGAUAUUCCAACAAAAGAUCAACUUAAAGGCCUACUGUUAAAACAAUUAGAGAUGGAGAAGGGCCUGAGCCCUACCAAUAUUUACUCCAAUCAUAGAUAUCUUGAUUCAUAUUUAAACCUAAUUGAAAAUAUUAUAUGUUUCUAACAAAUUAUUUUGAAAUCUAACUCAGUAAACUGCCGUGUACUUGAGUGGUGGCUCUUUAUGGGAGAUCAGUAAAAUAUUGAUAUGCAAAUUUUGGGCUCCUUGACCAAUUUGAAUCUGACCUUUUUAUUGUCCUUCUGAAUUUUUUCUUUGGAAGUUAUCGUUUUUUGGUAAUACUUAGUUUCAUAUAUUACUGAUGUUAAACGGUGUAUACUAAUAAUUGUCUGUUUAUUUCUUGCUAGAAUGAAAGCAUAGAUACUCAAAUAACAGACUACCGCGGAUGGAGCCUGACCGCUAAGCGGAAUGGACGUGGACCACACGAGCUCCUGCCCAACGGGCAAAUAUAAACCAAAACUAACGAUUAAAAAGCCCAUAGACAACUCAGGGUGCACUACCCAAGCUGGGCGUGCACCACGGAAGCAACAGACACACUCCCGACGCCAAUCGGGCCGGGGACACUGAGCACCUACCGUGGCCUACCGGAGCUGGAGCCGGGCGAAAUAGCCGCUCCCCGCAAGAUCGGAUCUCCGGAACAGCCUGACAAAUGACCCCCCCCCCUUUGGACUGGUGGGGGUCAUCCCGGACCUCCCCAGCCACACUAAACACACCCGAAGACAGAAUUGGCGGGCCGCGAGGGUGGCAGGGGUGCAACGCAGCCAAGGCAAAACCAAGAUAGCGGCCCAGCACAGGCCCCAGCCAAACAACGAGGGCUCCCAGCCGCCACCCCUGCACAUGGCAGCACUGGAUCAGCUCUGCAGAGGCCUGUGGGCACUGCUUUGCAACAGAGGAGCCACACACUCUCAAGCGGUGGCCGCGUGGCUUUGCCCAGCCACCAGACGACGCAAUUACAACGCCAGGCUGAGGGCCCCUAGAAUGACUGCCCGCAAAAGACCAGCAAAGCAAGAAACAACACCUGGGCGCACGGGCACAAACACCCGUCCUCACACAUGCAGAAACAUUAGCGCAACACAGGCCCCACAAGCAAGUACCUCACCGAGCCCAAGACUCGGAGUCCAGCGCAGCACCCAGCUACCCUUCGCGGUUGCAGCCACUUUCCGGACCGCAGUGAGUGAGCCCACAUUAUCACCCGCUGGAGGGACAGACCCGCAGCAUAGAGGAGCCACCGAGGAUGCGGGUCACCUUCCCGGGAAUGCAAUCAAGGCAUCCAGAAUGGGCAUAGGCUGACACAACCUGGACUGACACACCGUGGGGCCUACAGCCCGCGACACAACCUACAGUGUAUGGAGCCCUACGGACAUUCAGAAGCAAGACCAGGGAUGAUGGUCUCUCCUGACCCGUUAAAACCAUUGGACUUUGGCUCUGUAAGGGGACUAUCGAGAUGAGAGUGGUGAUAAGCAGAGUAAGUGAUGAGAACCGCACCCAAUCCCAACGGCCAAGGGUGCUCCAGAGCAGGACCAGCAAUCCCAGUACAAUAAUCCAAGAGGAAAAAACUCACAGGCACUCCAACUUCAAGCCGCAGGCAGAUUUAUUAUGACAGAAUGCAACGCAACGUUUCGACCGGAAAGGUCUUUUUCAAGCUUGAAAAAGACCUUUCCGGUCGAAACGUUGCGUUGCAUUCUGUCAUAAUAAAUCUGCCUGCGGCUUGAAGCGAGAGUGGUGAUAAGGUGACCGGCAUGUGCGAGACUCUGACAAAUGCUGCCUUUGCUCCCCACCAUACCGGACAACACUGCCUGAAAUAUUUGCUCCCCCUUUUGUGUUUAAACGGUUAACUGCAAAUAGCCUGAUUAUAUAUAGAUUAUCACCACUGCUUACCUAUCCGGGUAUAUAGUAGUCACAACUCUAUACUUACUAAUCCUUUAUUGUUCUUCUUCUUACUUAAACAACUUAUAAAGAAUUUAGUUUAGACCUAGCAGGUAUAUACAUUGUGCACCCCAGCAUAGCAAUUCGCUUAACUCUAUUCAUACACUCAGUAGAUAUGCACUCAAACGACUGAACAGUGAUACACAGUAUGAAGUUACCUAAGCAUAUUUUCUACUAUGUUAAAAAAAAAAAAAAAAGCCGAAGGCCUAUAGACAAGCAAAAUGUAUGAUAAGCAUGCGGCUAACACACAAACACUAGCAAAGUGAAUCUAGCUAUGUUAAACGUGGAUCACCCUACCUUAUGCUUACGUUUUCGUUGUUUAACCAAACUUGUUUUACUUAUAUAUAAAAAUGUGCAAUCUCACAUGCCACUGUCAAACCUAAGUACAUCCUCAAACACGCUGUUGUGGCGUAUGUCGAUAACGUAAUUAACUGCACAACAAAAAUAAAGAAUUAAAAAAAAAAAAUGACAGACUUCCUAAUUAGUUUAAUUAAAGGUCUGGCUUAAAAGCAUGUAGUAUAUAUUCUACAUUCUCUAUUUUAUUAACUACAGAUAUUGGUUCGCUAGACGCUUAAUAUACUGCGGACUUCUAUGACCAUAAAUGUUUGUUUUGUACCGUCUGUAAUGUUUUUGUAGUAUGAUGUGGUUGGUAUGUAGCGAAACUUUGUCAUAUUGCUCUAUGAAUGCUCUUUAAUAAGGAUGAUAAAUGGCAUACCACUGUUUGUUGGAUUGAAUGUAUGAGGUUCUAUUUUAGAACCAUUUUGUAUUCAAAAUGUUUU
Messenger RNA from Pelobates cultripes (western spadefoot toad), 6774 nucleotides. NCBI's taxonomy places the organism in Eukaryota, Metazoa, Chordata, Amphibia, Anura, Pelobatidae. The record is from the annotation of a GenBank genome assembly.